AUGUGAAACAGAGAAGAACACCCCUCACUUCCACAACUCUCUCUCUUUUGAGUCUUUCCUUCUAUCUUCCUCCAUUUUCUGUGCAGAUCUUGGGCAAGGCCUGAGCUUUAACACCACAUUCAAUAACUUCAUCAUCACCAAGAUAUGGGUUUUCUCUCCUCCUUAGCCUCUGGAUCCAUUACAAUGCGCAGCAGCUUUGCUGUUAUGCUUGUGCUGUUGGCUUUUUGCUCCACUUUUACUUCUACAGAAGCCUAUCAUCCAACUGGAAAUAUCACAAUUAAAUGGGAUGUAAUGAGCUGGACGCCAGAUGGCUAUGUUGCUGUUGUUACUAUGUUUAACUUCCAACAAUAUCGCCAUAUUCAAGCGCCAGGUUGGACAUUGGGGUGGACAUGGGCUAAGAAAGAAGUCAUUUGGAUCAUGGUCGGUGCACAAACAACAUAUCAAGGGGAUUGUUCGAGAUUUAAAGGGAACAUUCCACAUUCCUGUAGGAAGGAUCCAACGGUUGUGGAUUUAUUGCCCGGAACUCCAUACAACCUGCAGAUUGCUAAUUGCUGCAAAGGGGGAGUACUGAACCCAUGGGAAGCAAGCUCAUUCCAGGUCAGUGUGGGUGAUGCAGGAACAACUAACAAAACUGUCAGAUUACCUAAAAACUUCACCCUAAGAGCACCAGGGCAUGGAUAUACUUGUGGGCCGGCAAAGAUUGUGCGACCAAGUAAAUUUGUGACAGCAGAUAAAAGGAGAGUCACUCAAGCUUUGAUGACCUGGAAUAUUACUUGCACAUAUUCACAUAUCCUUGCUCAGAAGCGUAAAUUAUCACAUGUCCAAGACUGGACCCGAGCGUUCUAGUACUUCCAGUAAUGAAUCGGGAGAGUUCUAGCUCCAACAAAGAAAGAUAUCAUCAUACUAGGCCCUAUGGCUUAAAGAUGAUAGAUUAUGAUGCCUUGGAUCCAUUGGCCAAAGUGACCAGUUCGGCCAUGUAUGAAUGGCGGUCACAACCUGGGUCAUCACUCGUAGUAUGUAUCACUCGAGGUCAGACACGAUCAGGCCACUAGCGAUGGCUAGCUACGUACCUUGCGGGGCAUUGGAUUUGUACCAAAAGUCCUACAGGACGCCCAAACCUUUCGUAAGAGGGUUAUAUGUACAUAUAGGACAUGUGGGAAUAGUUAUGGAUUGUAAAUGAUUAUGACUAAUAUAUUGCACUCUUUAUGAGCAUGAUUUUUCUACAUUAAAAUAUUUUGUGUAUUGUACCUAAAAUUAUGCCUUAAAUACUUACAAAAUAUACUACUUAUCUCUAAUAGCGUAAUAACAGAAACAACACUCAUCAAGUUUAUCCAAAACUCAUGAUAUUUCUAAGAGCCCAUGUUAUUUAUUAUUUCAAAUUAAAACAGGCUCACUGCAUGGGCUAAGUUCCGUUAAUGAUUUAUUUAUUAAGUCAUGGUCUUACACUUUUCCACUUGUAAAACAUCUUUGUUUUACAGUUAAGCAGGGUUGUCUCAAGAGAGCAAAUUAGAAUUGUUUGCAAUAUUGGAGAUGCUAAGCAAAUGGCUUGUAAAGGCAAAUUUAUGUAUAUCAUUUUUGUAUAGAUGUAUUUGAGAUGGUAUUGUAUACUUGUCACUGUUUGUACUAGGAAAUGACACUAAGGAAAUUAGUCUUUCAGCUCAAAUCAAUGUUUUCACUUUAUGCUAUAAUUUACUCUGAUAUGUGCUGGUUUAGGUAAUUCUUUCAGUUAAUUAAUUUUGUUGCACUACUAGUAACAUUCUAUGUCAAUUACCUUAGUCAAUUAAUUUUGGGGGAGUUUCAGAAAGAUGCUAAGUGAGUGCUCAAAUUGUGCCCAUUAGUAAACACCCACAUUUCUACUGGAGAAUUAAUUAUUCAUUGUUGAACCGAGAAAAAGUUGAUCAUGUUCUGCAAACACUAGGUCAUCCCUUCUCCCUUAAUCACUCUUUACUUUCCUCAUUUCCUAUUUGUUUGUUUUAUAUUACCAUCUUGGAUAUGGUUUGAUAAAAUGCAUGAAGUAUUUCUCUCAUUACUGAUGCAGCAUAGCACCCAUGAACACCUACUGACGCAUUAUAGCAUUGUUGGAUACUUUAUCGUCACACCAUCUGGCAUAUGUGUAGUGACCAAAAUAAUUAAUUAGGCUAAGAUAGCUUGGCUAGAAAAUUAAUUGGACUCUUGGGUCACUAGGAUUAGCUGGAGGGUAUUCUAGGAAGUUUUGGGUUUCUGACCGACCGCUCGUGUAGGGGACCAGCCUGAACGUUUGUUGACUUUUGGUUGACCACUGGAUAUUGCCCAAGCGUACGACUGCAGCUCUAAAACUAUUGGGUAAACAGUACUCAAACGUUCAACACAAUAGUACCGAACGCUCGUUGCACUACACGCCAACUCCUGCAGAGUCUACGGCUUUUCCUACCCUAUAAAUACCCCCUCCCAACGCCUUUCACCAACCUAUUCUGCCCUCUAAGCCCUAGAGAAACUCUGUUUGAGUGUUGUGUGAGAUUUUGAGAGAUUUCUUUGGUGUUCUUGAAGAAGGAGGAGGAUCUCUUUGAGGAUUCUUGUUGUGUGGAGGUAAUCGUCUCUCUCUAGUGUUUUUCAUAACUUGUUAUGCUAGCCUUGUAUUUUACAAUAGCUUAGUUGUUAGAAAUUUGGAUGGAUAGGUCUUAAUCUUGUUUUAACAUUUCCUUAUCAUUUAGCGUAUUUCUUGUUACAUGGUGACGCUAUUUUGGGUUAGGAUGGAUUAGAGAUCUUUUUGUAACCUUAGAACCAGUUUAGGACUGCUUAGGAGAUCAUUGGGCCAUGUGGAGUUCUACUUGAAACUCUCUGGCAGAACGCUUGGCCUCAAGCCUGAACGUUCUCCCAGAAGCAUUUUGAAUGAAUGCCAUUUUGCCCAAUCAUUCAAAAGCCUCUGUUUUCAAAGUUCUAGGUUCGUUUUAGCUUGGACUUAGGACUAAUACUAGGUUUUUUCAUAGAUUUGGAGAACUUGAAACCACCGGAGGGAUUUUUUGAGAAUUUAUACGACCUGGGUGAGUACAAACUUACAUAGAUACUUGUUAUUUCUCCCGCAUUGCACAACUAUUUUUGUGUAUCAAAUGUGUAUUUUUAAAAUUCUUAUGAAAUACAUUUUGCUAUGUUAUGAACUAUACAUUUUGUGAAAAUGUGCUACUUAACAAGAUAACGAAUAUGAUGAGGUUGUAAGAGUAUGCAUGUAAAAUACGGACAGGACUAAUUGCAUCGUAUGACAUGGUACACCGGUACGUGUGGGAUAACGGCCAUGGGCUUACUAUACAUGUUAACUCUAUGGUCAAAUGUGGUGUGGAUGUGAUAUAUACUCCUUAAAUCCAAUGGUUAUUUCGUGACUAGAGCAGCCUUAAUUGGCGGGUCAUUAUAGGACGUACAUCAUUAGUAGUGCGGGCCACUCGAGGUCGGACUCGAUUGAGCUGCUAGUGUUAUGGACGGUAGCGUACAAUGGUCGGGGUGCCGAUAUUGUAUUACAGGUCUCCCAGGACAACGCCAACCCUGUUGAGAAUGGUAAUAUUUUAGGUAGACUAUACAGUUGAACUAUCAUUGAUUUACAUGAUUAUAACAUGUAUUGUAUUUAUACUGCAUUCAUUAAUAGUUGUCAUACCAAACUCCUACAUAAUUUGUCAAAUGGAGUUCAUUAUUAAAUUAUAUAAGUACCAUGUGCAUUUUUACUCACUAAGUCUUUAGACUUAUCCUUGUAUUUUUCUCCUCCAUUAUGUAUAAAUUGCG
This is a messenger RNA of Corylus avellana, 3747 nucleotides long. It is a transcript of the gene COBL5, whose product is annotated as COBRA-like protein 5 precursor. Lineage: Eukaryota; Viridiplantae; Streptophyta; Magnoliopsida; Fagales; Betulaceae. Gene Ontology annotation, cellular component: plasma membrane. The record is from RefSeq and is a predicted model, not a curated record. Gene Ontology annotation, biological process: cellulose microfibril organization; plant-type cell wall cellulose biosynthetic process.